AGGAGGAAGUGUGUGAGUUAAGAGAGUUAUUCGAACAAGCCUCUGAAACAAAUUUAACAGGCAAGGCAACACUGGAGAUAACAAACAAGGACCAUAGAAGGAUUUGUGAAAGGACACAUAUUAGAACCAAUCGACCUAUUUAAAUAACAGAACCACUGAAGCAGUAACAUUGAAAAAACAAGAUUCGAAGAGCAAUUGGAUUUUACAAGCAAAUAAAAAAGUGGUAGCUACUGGAAAUUAAAUAAGAGGACGUUUCUAAAGGAAUACAUGCUUUUUGGCGGACUUAAAAUCUCACUUUUUUUCUGAACAGGUGAACAAUGUGGGAUUGUAUUACAAACUAGAUACCUAGGAUGUUUUUUUUAGUAUUAAUUAACUUGGUGAAUUGCUAUAUUUAAGUAUAUACAUUUUAUUUUUAAAUAGAGAUUAUAUUCUGUAUCGUUGAUAAAACUAAGCCACAAGCAUGGCGCCAGACAAUUCUACCAACUCAAGUAUUCACAAUCUUAAUAGACCACUGGACCCUACUGUUCCUGCUAUUAUGUUUAUAGUUGGUGUUGUGGGAAACGUGAUUGCAAUUGUUGUUCUUUGUAAAUCCAGAAAGGAACAGAAAGAGACUACCUUCUACACCUUGGUCUGCGGACUAGCAUUUACCGAUCUGUUGGGCACAAUUCUCGUCAGUCCGGUCACCAUUGCCACCUAUGUAAAAGGAGGUUGGCCAGGUGGGGACUCUCUCUGUGAGUACAGUGCUUUCAUUCUCCUCUUUUUUGGGCUGGCAGGACUUAGCAUAAUAUGUGCCAUGUCAAUUGAAAGGUAUAUGGCUAUUAACCAUGCCUAUUUCUACAACCACUAUGUGGACAAGAAGCUGGCAGGGUUAACACUGCUUGCGAUCUAUGUUUCAAACGUGCUGUUCUGUGCUUUGCCCAACAUGGGUUUUGGCAAGGCUAAGAAGCAAUACCCUUAUACCUGGUGCUUCAUAGACUGGAGAAGCAAAUUGAGCACCGACGCUGCGUUCUCUUACAUGUAUGCGGGUUUUAGUUCUUUCCUUAUUUUGACCACUGUUGUCUGCAAUAUCUUGGUCUGUGGGGCGCUGAUCACGAUGCACAGAAAGUUUGUGAGAAGGACAUCCCUUGGCACGGAUCAAAACAGGAUUGCAGAGUUUCGAAGAAGACGGAGUUUCAGUCGGAUGGCUGGUGCAGAAAUCCAGAUGGUGAUCCUGCUCAUAGCCACGUCCGUGGUGAUGUUCAUUUGUUCCAUUCCACUAGUGGUGCAAGUGUUUUUAAAUCAGUUGUACCAACCAGAAGUGGUGACGGAGAUCUACAAAAACCCUGAUCUCCAGGCCAUUCGCAUUGCCUCUGUGAAUCCCAUCCUGGACCCAUGGCUCUAUAUUCUCCUGAGGAAGGCGGUUCUCCUCAAACUCAUUGAGAAGAUCAAGUGUCUCUUCUGCAGAAUUGGGGGACGCAGGCAGCGACCAGGUGACAAUUUCAACUGCAUAGACGGCCAGCGAACUUCCUCGGUGAUCUCCCGAGAUUCCCCUUCCCUGGUGUCUCGGGAGCUAAGGGAGGUCAGCUGCACAUCACAGACUUUUUUAUACCUCCCAGAGAACAGCGAGAACUUCCUUGGCAGCUGUAGGAUAGGACGGGGGACGUCAGACUCUAGCACAGAAAGCUCUUCAUUAAGGACAUUCCGGAGCUCUAAUUAUUUACAAGAGCAGGACUCAGAAAACAGGACUUCAGUAAAUCAAUCUGGUUCGUCUAGCUUUUCAAAUUCAAGUAGUCGGCCCCCUUCUUAUCAAAAAGACCAUCCCCUCCAUGUGACUUUCACAGAUGAAACAUUGAACCUACAAGAAAAGUGUAUAUAGCUCUGACAAAAGACAUUUACAAAAGAUGUAAAUAGAAAUGUUGUUUUCUAAAUGACUUCAUGAUGGUGCAAUAGUUACACACUAUAAAUAGUAAGAAUGUUUUUUCACCAGUUUUUUUUUUUUUUGAUAAGGCCACAUCUUUUCUUGCUUUAUAUUUGUGUUAAGUCGGUUUAAUCAUUAUUAUCAGCACUUCAUUAAAAAUGUACGGCAAAGACAUACUAAGGAUGUAAUUUAGGAGGGAAUCAUUUUAAAGUUGGAACAUCAAACAGGGAGCUGCUCAGAAUAGCUACCUUGUCAUAAAUAAUUGAGCUCAUAGGAGAUAUGUUUUUAAAUGCCACUAUAUUUUGGACUCUACCCCUUAUUAUGUGUUUUAUAGUCAAUGUUGUGUGUCACAAUGUGAUAUAAUGUGAAUUUCUGCUCCAUUCAGUUAUUAUGAAGGCACAGAUUGUAUAUAAUUUCUUCUCCAUGGGAAGGUUUCACUAAGAGGUGCAAUAACACAAUCUUUAAUUUCAAAAUCAGCAGCUGGCAGUAGAAACCUAAGCAUUUCAUGAUAGCAGCUGAAUUUAUUAAAGAAAAACAGAAUGUUAUGUUUUUCAACAUUCUCAUUCAUCAGACAAGCGAGUAACUUAAGAAUAUCAAAUAACUACAGCUAACUGACUGCAAACAAGACGUUAUUGCACCUCAAUAAUAGAGCACAAUGUGUGCAAGUCAUUUAAUACUACUUUAAAAAUGAAGACUCCCCUUGUGUUCACUGUUCAGCGAAACCAUAUUUCAGAAUAGAAAUAUGUAGUGGGAUAUGUAAUAAGUCCUAUCAUUGAAAAGGCUUGCAUUAAUUUGCCAUAUAAGCCUCCACUAACUUAACAGCUUUCAAGUGUUUGCUAUGGAACAGAUGGGAUCUUUCUUUUUAAAGUGUUUAUGUAGUUACAGUUUUGCUGUACUAUAAAUAACAUGUACAUAUUUGUCCAUGGAUUUAAGCAUUUACAUUAAAAAUGUUGCUGCUUGUUUAUGUGCAUUGCUUACAUUAAGUCACACAUUUUCUUCCUGAGCCUGAUGAUUGUGUUGACAAAAAAUAUUUUUAUUAAAAUAUAAAUGUUAAAAACAAACUUAAAUGCAUUCAACUGUGUUUUUUAAAUGAAUUAAUCUUAUCUCUUACCUCAUUCUAACAUGAAAGACCCCAGUUUGGGAAAAUUAUGCCACAAGAGUAUAAGGCAAGGAGACUUAGUGUGGUGUAUUUUUCUUAAUGGGUUAAUUCCAAAAUUGAGCUCAAGUUUUAAAAUCAUGUCAAAGGGCUCUAUUCACAAAGCUUUACCUUUGAGAUUUACCUCAUUGCUUAUUUAAAUAAUCUUUUAAAAGUAUGUUUUAAUUAAUGAAAUAGUUUAUGACUGUUGUUAAAGAGACCAACAACAAUCUUGAAAGAGAUUUAUGAACAUAAAACUUCAUUCAAUUUGUCAAAAUGCUGUAACUCAUGAGUUACAGCUUUGUAAACAGGCCCAAAAUGACAAACAUAAAAAGGAUGAAAAUACCAGGCAGAAUGUAGUGCAUUUGAAGUUUUACAUAACUCAAGACACAAGUUGUUUUGGCUAGUGCCUUACCCUACAUGCCUUAGACUUACUCUAUGAUAUAUAAUUGUGUCCUCUUAUAGCAGCCUUUAAAAAGCAUCAUGUAACAAACACUGAUGAAGUCACAUUAACAUUUUGGCUUCAGUGUUAAUAAAAAAUUGCACAAUAUAGACUGUCAGCAUUUUCACUCACACACAUCUAUGAACACAUCUAUGAACUAGGAACUUGGAUGAGAACUUUUUUUCAUAGGGACAACCAAACACUCAUCAAUGGAAUUCAUUAAACCCCAUCAGUUGAAUCAUACUGCUACCUAGGACAUGAAAUGUUCACUACCCCCCCCCCCCCCCCCCCCCCCCCGAGACGCGGUUUACAUUUACUGUAAGUAUUUUAGUGGAUGAUGAAAAUUAGAUGAACCACAACAGGAAACAUAACAGGAAGUCUAUCUGUAAGACAUUUUCGUUACAUUACUCUAUUACUUUUUUCAGUUUAGUGCAUUUUUCAAUCACAGUUCUUCAUUACAGAGCAACAGAGCCCUGCUUGUUGAAAAGAAAGCGUUUAAGGCAUAGGUGUUUUUAUUCCUUUCAGGGAGAGAGAGAAUGGUGGCAAAAGUGGCACUUGCUUGCUAGAAAUGGGUAGUGUGGAGUAGUGGUUAUGGCUCUGGACUCUUGAUUGGAGGGUCGUGGGUUCAAUCCCAGGUGGAGGACACUGCUGAUGUACCCUUGAGCAAGGUACUUUAUCAGAUUGCUCCAGUAAAAACCCAACUGUAUAAAUGGGUCAUUGUAUGUAAAAAAAAAUAAUGUGAUAUCUGUAUAAUGUGAAAUAAUGUACAAUGUGAUAUACUGUAACAAUUGUAAGUCGCCCUGGAUAAGGGCGUCUGUUAAAAAAUAAAUAAUAUGAUAUUUGUU
Acipenser ruthenus (sterlet) is the source of this 4319-nucleotide messenger RNA. Its product is annotated as prostaglandin E2 receptor EP4 subtype-like. The record is from RefSeq and is a predicted model, not a curated record. The transcript is spliced from 2 exons. Gene Ontology annotation, biological process: cellular response to prostaglandin E stimulus; inflammatory response; adenylate cyclase-activating G protein-coupled receptor signaling pathway. Gene Ontology annotation, cellular component: plasma membrane. Gene Ontology annotation, molecular function: prostaglandin E receptor activity. NCBI's taxonomy places the organism in Eukaryota, Metazoa, Chordata, Actinopteri, Acipenseriformes, Acipenseridae. Bases 461 to 1855 code for a protein of 464 amino acids.